CACAAGUUGGCGAAAUCACUGUGACAAAUCACCCCUUAUAUAUAGCUUAACUAUACUAUAUAAAUCGUUUCUAUAAAAGACAAAUAUGUUUACACUGCGCCGUCUCAGUCAGCGUUUGUAUCCGAAGCAAAUUCAAAACUUGAAAAUGUCACAGGUCGGUGAACUUGGAAGUGGAGCCGGGAAGGGAGGCGGUGGAGGUGGGGCCAUCCGCGAGGCAGGGGGCUCAUUUGGCAAGAUGGAGGCUGCUCGCGAGGAGGAGUUCUUCUACAAGCAGCAAAAGGAGCAGCUGAAGAAUCUCAAGACCAAGACGGAACCUAAGGCACCCGAGGCUCCCAAGAAGUGAAUCGUUUAAAAAGUUUCAAAAUAUUAUAAUAUUUAUGAUAUACACUAUUGUCUGAAUUGUAUUUACGAAAAAAGUUACUACAAGAAUACUAUAUGCCAUAAGAUCAUUAAACGAACGUUAUUUAAAUUUAAA
Messenger RNA from Drosophila rhopaloa, 475 nucleotides. Its product is annotated as ATPase inhibitor A, mitochondrial. Gene Ontology annotation, molecular function: ATPase inhibitor activity. The transcript is spliced from 3 exons. NCBI's taxonomy places the organism in Eukaryota, Metazoa, Arthropoda, Insecta, Diptera, Drosophilidae. The coding region runs from base 86 to 343 and encodes 85 amino acids. Gene Ontology annotation, cellular component: mitochondrion. Gene Ontology annotation, biological process: negative regulation of ATP-dependent activity. The record is from RefSeq and is a predicted model, not a curated record.